This is a messenger RNA of Grus americana (Whooping crane), 639 nucleotides long. RefSeq lists its product as uncharacterized. The record is from RefSeq and is a predicted model, not a curated record. The transcript is spliced from 4 exons. Gene Ontology annotation, biological process: response to bacterium. Bases 1 to 639 code for a protein of 212 amino acids. Lineage: Eukaryota; Metazoa; Chordata; Aves; Gruiformes; Gruidae.
AUGCGGCGGUGCCGGGGCGCAGGGCUGGCGGGGCUGGCCGCGGUGCUCCUGGUGACUGCGGGCAGAACCCAGGUGCAGCAGGAGCCGUCGGCAGAGACCACUGAGGGCACCGGCAUCAACAUCACUUGCUCACACCCCAACAUACAGACCGGCAUGUUCAUCCACUGGUACCGUCAGCUCCCGGGCCGAGGCCCCGCAUUUCUCCUGAUAGCAAAUGCUGUCCAAGGCACCAAACCAGUGCCGGACCCGCCGGGGCGGCUGUGGGUGGCGGCAGACCGCCGGUCCAGCGCCCUGUGGCUCGCCCGGCCCCAGCGCGGGGACGCGGCGGUGUAUUACUGCGCCGUGGGAGACACGGGGAGAGGAGCCGGGGCUGCGGCCGGGCACGAACCACGAAGCAGGAACGGCGGCGGGCGGGGCCGGGCGUCUGUGGGGUUGUUUUUGAUCAUUAUGUCAUCAUAUGCAAACUGCUUGGUGAAAAACACUAUCAUGACAAAGAAGGUCUACUUCCUCGCAGUACUGGGAGGAUGUGCCGUGGGCUUUGUGGUCAUCUUGUCCCAGGUGGCUCUGCUGCUGCUGCAGCCUCCUUUCUGCACAAAGAAGGUUGUUGACCAUUUCUACUGUCAUGCUGGGCCAGCGUGA